CCGGGGCUCCGGAAGGGAAGGAGGCGUGUCCGGAGCCGGCGGGAGGGAGCUAUAUAAAAGUGCUGGCGGCGCGCCGGCCCGGGCUUCACUCGCCGCCUCGCGCCAGGGACCGGGAGAGCCGCGGGCUGCACCAGCCGUGGGACAGGGCGCUGCGCUCGGGCUACCCAAUGCGUGGACUAUCCGCAGCCGCUGCUCGUGCAAUAUGCUGGAGCUCCAGAGCAGCUAAACGGAGUCGCCUCACCGCUGCCUGGGCUGGAUCACAGCGCUGCCUUUCCUUAUGAAGAAGACACAAACUUGGAUUAUCACUUGCAUUUAUCUUCAACUGCUCCUAUUUAAUCUUCUUGUCAAAACUAAAGGGAUCUGUGAGAACCUCGUGACUGAUGAUGUGAAAGACGUCAAAAAAUUGGUGGCAAAUCUUCCAAAAGACUACAUGAUAUCUCUCAAAUAUGUCCCCGGGAUGGAGGUAUUGCCUAGUCAUUGUUGGAUAACCGAGAUGGUGGUACAGUUGUCAACCAGUUUGACUGAUCUUCUGGACAAGUUUUCAGCUAUUUCUGAAGGCUUGAGUAAUUAUUCUAUCAUAAACAAACUUGUGAAAAUAGUGGAUGACCUUGUGAUGUGUGUGGACGGCACCUCACUUACGGUUAUGAAAAAGUCAUUAAAGAGCACAGAAAGCAGGAAGUUUACUCCUGCAGAAUUCUUUAGAAUUUUUAAUAGAUCCAUUGAUGCCUUCAAGGACUUGGAGAUGGUGACAUCUAAAGCUAGUGAAUGUGUGUUUUCUUCAACAUCGAGUCCUGAAAAAGAUUCCAGAGUCAGUGUCACAAAACCAUUUAUGUUACCCCCUGUUGCAGCCAGCUCCCUUAGGAAUGACAGCAGUAGCAGUAAUAGGAAGGGACCAAAUUUCUCUGAAGACGCCAACCUUCAAUGGGCAGCCAUGGCCUUGCCAGCAUUCUUUUCUCUUGUAAUUGGGUUUGCAUUUGGAGCUUUAUACUGGAAGAAGAAACAACCAAAUCAUACAAGGACCGUUGAUGAUAUACAGAUUAAUGAAGAGGAUAAUGAGAUAAGUAUGUUGCAAGAAAAAGAGAGAGAGUUUCAAGAAGUGUAAUUGUGGCUUUUAUCAACACUGUUACUUUCGUGCAUUGGCAGUAACAGUUCAUGUUUGCUUCAUAAAUGAAGCCGCUUUAAACAAAUUCAUAUUCUGUCUGGAGUGACAGACCGCAUCUUUUUCUGUUCUUGCUACCCAUGACUGUAUAUGGAUGAUUCAGAAAUUGGAACCACGUGUUUUACUGUGAAACUGGCACUGAAUUAAUCAUCUAUAAAGAAGAAAUUGCAUGGAGCAGGACUCUAUUUUAAGGAACUGGGGGACUUGUUUCAUUUCAAAUUUGCGACUGAUGUUGGUAGAGAAAGCACGUGUCACAGACUGCACGCACCAUUUCGCAUGCCUCCAGAAAUGUCUAAUUGCUGAAAAAACACAUAGCUUUAUUUUCAGUUACAACCUGCAUUUUCUAGUUACUUUGGUCUCUGCAAAGUAUAUUUAAGCCUGGAUUGUGGGGAUAAUACAUUUUUCUCAAAGGGAUCUAGCGAAAAGAAGAAAAAAACUCAAUAGCAUCAGUCAUUGUACAUAUAGUGAAGAGUGGAAUCAAAGUGAUUGGAAUAGACUUGGCAGCCUUGUAGCAGCUGAUUGAUGAUCUGGAUUUGAUCUUGGUCUCUUCUGAUUUAACCCAUUUCCCACUAGACAAAUGGGCAUAAUUGGCUGGAUCUAUCCAUACAGGGCAGCCAGUAGAUAAUUAGAACAGUGAUGACUGUGAUGGAGGAGACUCUCUGAAAGAGUCAUCACAGGAAGAAGCUAUGACCACUGAACAGCAAGACAGCCACUGAGGAGGACAUGUGCCAUCCAUGGUGAAGUUGGUCUUUUCCCUUGACCUCUCUAGAGUAUAGAAAUUCUGCUUGCAAAAUAUUAUGAAACAUUUAUAUUCUAAAACUAUUAAGAGUUUAGUAAAGGGACUUGGAAGAUACUGCUGAAUAUAUGAAGGUCCCUUUUUCAUUUCUGCCAUGGGAGAAAGUAAGCAUAAAUUAUAUUUAGUAUCUAAGGUUAGUUAGUCACACCCAUAUGGUAAUAGGGGUGUUGAAAACUAGGUUACUUGGCUUUUACAAGAAUACAAAGAAUCAGGAAACUUUAUUUAUAGUGUAAUCACCAUUACCUGUUUAAAGGAUCCAUUUAUUUAAAAUCAGGCACUCUAUAAUAAGAUUUAUGAAUUAAUAAAAAGAGAGCUUUAUGUAGUUGUGCAUGUCAGUUUGCUAUUUAAGAUGUGUGACAGCGUUUAUCUUACGAAGAGUUAACUUGGCAGGAAUUCCCACGAUGGACAUUGUGCUUUUGAAACUAGAACAUGUAAGACAUUAUAUGAGUUCCCCUUGCCAAUUGUUUUAAAGAGUCAAGGAACAUUUGACUAAAUGCAGAGAAUGAUUUUUUUUUAUGGUUUGUAUUUUGAUGACGGUUCUUUUACUAUAUCAUCAAUGUACACAUACACAUAAAGGAAUUCAAAUCCAUUCUAUCUUAAUCCAUGUGACAGCACUGUUGCCAUGUAUACUAUCAGAUGACCAUUUCAAUGUAGUGAUACAAAAGGGCAUGAAAAACUGUUACCUUUCCUUUGAUUUCAAAAGUCCAAGAAUUUCUAGUAUAGUUAGCUUUGAGCUUAUGUUCAAAGCUAAUGCAAAUACAACUCCCGUAAGUGGCCUUUGCUCUUUUUUGUACCAAAGAGCCCACAUGAUUUCUACAACCCCUUCCUUCUCUGAAGUACUGUGAUUCCUCAAAUACUAGUCAUUCUUCUAAUAUACAAACCAGGUGCGCAUUGGGAAGCUACAUUAACUGGGCCCUUGGAUAGUACAUGGUACAAUCAAUUAGUAAUAAAACUAGAGGUCAGUUUAAUUGUUGAAAGAACCUGUCUCAAUGUAUAACACUGAUUGUUGUGAGGGAAGUAGAUAUAGAUUAAUUAAUAUAAGUUAUGUGUGUAGACUAAGAAGAUUGGUACUUCUCGGUCUAAUAGUUUGCUUUAUUUAACUAGUGGUUUCAAUUUUCUUAGGCAUGUGGAAAUGCUGUUUUAGGAGCUUGAAUUGGAAGUACCAUAAAUGUACUCUUAUUCUCAAAGCUGA
Molecule: messenger RNA, 3147 nt
Organism: Sorex fumeus (smoky shrew)
Lineage: Eukaryota; Metazoa; Chordata; Mammalia; Eulipotyphla; Soricidae
Gene: KITLG
Product: KIT ligand
Exons: 10
Coding region: 278-1102 (274 amino acids)
Biological process (GO): cell adhesion; positive regulation of cell population proliferation
Cellular component (GO): plasma membrane
Molecular function (GO): stem cell factor receptor binding; cytokine activity
Source: RefSeq, a predicted model, not a curated record